GUGGGUUUAAAAUAUAGGACUGUAGGUCUUAUUGAUCACGUUAAUCAUUAUUUACCUUUAAAUGGACAGGAUGGCAUUAACAAAAGAAAUCAAAUUAUAUUACUUUCCCAGUUCGUAUUAUUCACUUAAGGCUUUGCUAACAUUAUAUGAAAAGGAUGUGCAAUUCGAAGAACAAGUGGUCAACAUCGCAACGGGAGAACAACAUCAGGAUUGGUACUUGGCCAUCAACAAAAAUGGGGAAGUUCCAGUUUUGAAAAUAGACGGGAAAUAUAUCGCAGAGUCCGAAACUAUCAUAGACAUCGUCGAUGAAACAUUUCCUUCCGGUUCAAACCUGGUACCAGAUCUGGAAACUAGAUAUGGAAGUGACGUCAGAGAGUUCCGGAAACUGCUUCAUGACAUACCUGUAGAUAUAAUUUCGCAAGGAAUUUUAUGUAACCGUCAUUUAAAACAUAAAGAUGGAGUCAUCGAAGUACCAGACAUUUUCUCACGUGAAAAUGCAGAUAAAAUGUUUACUGAAGAUAUAAACAAGCUGCGCAGGAAACGAGAAAAUAGUCCACCGGAAGUUCAAGAUGCCAUUGACCAGAAGAUUGACAAGAUAUCAUCGAGGCUUUCAACUGUGAUGAACGAAACCAAGAUCAUUAAAUGCUUAGAUGACCUUGAACCCAUAUUUGAUAAAAUUGAAGAAAGGCUGGAAAAGUCACAACUAGAUCACAAAGGGAGUCCAAAUAUCUGGUUGUUUGGUCCAGCUUUCACUGCGGCAGAUAUUACGGCGGCAACGUUAUUCCUCCGUCUGAAGUUGAUUGGGCUCGAUACUCGAUAUUUCUCGACCACAACAAGACCUUUAGUAUACGAGUACUAUACGAGAUUAAUGAAAAGACCUUCAGUUGUUAAAAUGAAGACAAAAUUGGGCAGUUUGAAAGGCGUUGUGGCAAAAAUGAAGCUUAAAACAUACGGAAUAAAAGCCUUAAAAGUAGGUCUGGUCGUGGGACUUAUCGGUCUUGGAUAUUUUGGUUUUAAAGAGUACUUCAAGAACGCAAAGAUACUUCAGAAAACCUAAUCCAUUACCUCUUACAAAAUGUUACAGAACUAUUUUUCAUAAUUUCUUAAUUUGACAAAAAACUCUUUAAUGCUAGUAUCUUAUAAGGGCAGUUUAGUUUUCUUUUUUUUUAAAAGAUAUCAUACAUGUAAACAUUCUGAUAGAAGAAUCUGUUAAACGUUUUUUUUUCAUUACUAUUAGUAAAAUAUUUCAUUCGGGGUAAUAUAGCUCAAAAUUUGUGUACAUUGUUUUAUUGAACUUUGAUUAAGUUCUCUGCUUUUUGACCACUUUAAAAAUUCCAAAUUUACAUAUUAUGUAGUAUUAUUUUAUAAACAGUCUUUGAGAAAAAUAAAAUCACUUUUAGGGGUGAACUUUAUGAAUUAUACAUCUUUUACUCAUUGAAGAACUUCUGAGUACGCGUGUCGGAAGUUGGCA
Mercenaria mercenaria is the source of this 1471-nucleotide messenger RNA. RefSeq names its product ganglioside-induced differentiation-associated protein 1-like. Gene Ontology annotation, biological process: mitochondrial fission; mitochondrial fusion. NCBI's taxonomy places the organism in Eukaryota, Metazoa, Mollusca, Bivalvia, Venerida, Veneridae. Gene Ontology annotation, cellular component: mitochondrial outer membrane. The record is from RefSeq and is a predicted model, not a curated record. Bases 62 to 1057 code for a protein of 331 amino acids. The transcript has 5 exons.